ACGGUGUUGACCAAUGAGAAGCUGACAGAAGUUGCUCGCGUGCACACGUCCCCCGUAGCGCUGUGGAUAGUUUGGCAGAAUGUUUGGCAAACUUCUCUUUCCGCUGCUGUUUCUGGUGCUUUUCCACCACGAGCCCGGUGAUGCGCAGAAGAAGAAAGAGACUCUGCUGUCAGAGAAGGUGACCCAGAUGAUGGAGUGGGCCUCCAAGCGGUCCGUCAUCAGGAUGAACGGAGACAAGUUCCGUCGCUUCGUCAAGGCUCCUCCCAGAAACUACUCGGUGUUCAUCAUGUUCACGGCGCUGCAGCCACAGAGGCAGUGCGGGGUGUGCAGACAAGCUGCUGAGGAGUUCCAGGUGCUGGCUAAUUCAUGGCGCUACUCCUCUGCCUUCACCAACAAAGUCUUCUUUGCAUCUGUGGAUUUUGAUGAAGGAUCAGACGUCUUCCAGAUGCUAAAUAUGAACUCUGCUCCGACCUUCCUCCACUUCCCGCCCAAAGGGAAACCCCGCCGAUCCGACACCUACGAGCUUCAGGUCCGAGGCUUUUCCUCCGAGCAGCUGGCCAGAUGGGUGGCGGACUGCACGGGCGUCCAGAUCCGGGUCAUCCGCCCGCCGAACUAUGCCGGACCCCUGCUGCUGGGCUUCCUGCUGGCUGUGAUCGGAGGGCUGGCCUACCUCCGGAGACACAACCUGGAGUUUCUGUUCAGCAGGAACGUCUGGGCCUUCUCUGCUCUGUGCUUCACUCUGAUCAUGACUUCAGGCAGAUGUGGAACCACAUCAGAGGACCACCUUAUGCUCACAAGAACCCCAACUCUGGACAAGGAGUUAUAUCCAUGGCAGCAGCCAGGCCCAGUUUGUGGCAGAGACGCACAUCAUCCUGCUCUUCAAUGCUGCUGUUACCAUGGGGAUAGUUCUGCUGUGUGAGGCUGCGACCUCUGACCUGGACAUAGGAAAGAGGAAAGUCAUGUGUGUUGCAGGUAUCUGUCUGGUGAUGCUUUUCUUCAGCUGGCUGCUGUCCAUCUUUAGAGCGAAGUACCAUGGAUACCCGUACAGCUUCCUGAUGGGUUAGAGCUGAGGAUCCUCCAACAUCAAGACCAGGAAACUAGUGGACAAGAAGUUCUUGGAAUCGUUGUCCGUGACAACAGUGUUAAAUAUGGGUUCUGCUUGCUGUGGUUUUCACCUGGUCUCCUGUUAGAGGUGUGUGUGUCCACACACAGACGCUGUGCAUCCUCACCUGUCCACCACAGGACCCAUGAGCCACAACGCAUCUGAUUUCUCCUGGAGGAACCACGGACGGAUCUAUUAGUUUUCUGUGUGGCUGUAAGUCAAAGCGAGUCAGAUUAGAAGAUGUUUGUUCAUGCAGUUUUCCUGGGAAUAAACCGUUGGUGUGACCCAAAA
This is a messenger RNA of Melanotaenia boesemani (Boeseman's rainbowfish), 1393 nucleotides long. RefSeq names its product magnesium transporter protein 1-like. The transcript has 10 exons. Lineage: Eukaryota; Metazoa; Chordata; Actinopteri; Atheriniformes; Melanotaeniidae. The record is from RefSeq and is a predicted model, not a curated record. Gene Ontology annotation, cellular component: oligosaccharyltransferase complex. The coding region runs from base 80 to 919 and encodes 279 amino acids.